GCUCUGCGAGGUUUCUCUUGAACCCCUCGAAUCAAAUUUGUGUCUUCGUGUGCUCUUGCAGUGAAUUCUCGCAUCCACCGAGGUUUCUCUUAUCUCGCUGCGCACCUCAAUUUCUGUGGGCACUCAUCAAAUUCUUCUUUUUAUUUAAGACGUGUAGUUUCCAUUGAAGCGCGAUGUCGGUGCUUCUCCAGGCGUCCAUUGUCGGUAGCAGUUUGUUUUCAGAGCAGGGCAGUGGUCUCUCAGCUGGUUGCUCCAGUGCUGCUGAUUCUAGCUCUGGUGGGGUUUGCCAAGUGUCUGCACGAGGGUCAUCAUGGCGGGCUCUUGCUGGAGAGCAUCGUCUGCUGUGCGUUUCUCAGGCCGGAAGAACUUGGCAGGUGCGUGCGAAGCCUCAGCGUCAGAAAGAAGAUGAGGACGAUGACAUUUUCUUCCCAGAAGCUGAAGAGAUUGACAGAGAGGCGCUUCAAGCUUUUCUGGAUCUCGAACUUCAAACCGAUUAUGAGUUAGACGACGCACGGCAUUAUGAGAUCAUGUUCUUGGUUCCCGAGAGUAACCUUGAGAAGGUCCCAGAUGUGAUCAAGAAGGUUGAAGCUUUUGUUGCAGAACAGAAAGGAAAGAUUUGGAGAGUAAACGACUGGGGUGUGAGGCGCCUAGCUUACAAGAUUAAGAAAAAUGAACGGGCUAAUUAUGUGCUUAUGAACAUAGAAAUGAAGGCCGAAGCUAUCAAUGAGUUGAAUUCCCUGUUCGAAAAGGAUGAGCGUGUGAUUCGGCACAUGUGCAUUUCUCAAAAGCAAGCAUUUACGGAAGACACAGUACCCCCUCCGAACUAUUACUCCGAAUCAGCUGAAGGUGAUGAGGCUCAAGCAAAUGACGAAUAUGAUGACGAUUCUGACGAAGAAGAGGAGGAAGAUGAGGAAGUAGCUAGUGAUUCAGAUGGGAAACGAGGAUGGGAUAAGUUAGUCCAAGGGCAGGAGAGAUCUGUGGGACGUUAGGUUUUGCGCUUUCAAAUUGAAGAAAUUUUUACUCGAUCCACUAAAUGUCAGGGGUGUACUUCCGUGUCUCUCAUGGCUGAAGUCCCUGUUUUGGGAUACGUUGGUAUAGUUCACAACUUUGUCUACGCAAUUCUCGUCCCCCAUUUUUCCAGGCAUGAACAAGUUCCAUUCGCAUUCA
Molecule: messenger RNA, 1167 nt
Organism: Physcomitrium patens
Lineage: Eukaryota; Viridiplantae; Streptophyta; Bryopsida; Funariales; Funariaceae
Product: protein REGULATOR OF FATTY ACID COMPOSITION 3, chloroplastic
Biological process (GO): translation
Cellular component (GO): small ribosomal subunit; ribosome
Molecular function (GO): small ribosomal subunit rRNA binding; structural constituent of ribosome
Source: RefSeq, a predicted model, not a curated record